Trypanosoma rangeli is the source of this 468-nucleotide messenger RNA. RefSeq lists its product as uncharacterized. The record is from RefSeq and is a predicted model, not a curated record. The transcript has a single exon. Bases 1 to 468 code for a protein of 155 amino acids. Lineage: Eukaryota; Euglenozoa; Kinetoplastea; Trypanosomatida; Trypanosomatidae.
AUGGAUUGCGACGAGCUAGUUGGGCAAACGUUUUUAAGAUGGACAAAAAAGUUUUUUCUCCUCUUGGAAUGGGUUGUAGGAGUUGAAUUUGGGAAGAUUCUUUCACUUGACUUUUGCAACGACCACGUGCUGUCGAUGGCUGCGAUUUUUAACACCUUGGAAUAUUGUGGUGAUAAGAAGCUGCCGCUACGGAUUUUUAAGGGGCGUUGCGAGAUGUUUCGGGCUUACUGGAGUUUUAUGAGCACAACAGCGUACAACUUCUGGCUUCGACAGAAGAUCUUUACCUUGAAGUGUGUUUUGCUGCUGCGGUCAAAUUCACUUGAGGCCGUGCUCCAUUUGGAACCCUGCGCCUGUCGGCUUUAUGCGAUUCUUAUGAGUCUGCAUUGCAUGUUGGACGAAGAACGGAAGAGGCCUCUACUUGAUGUCCUGCUUUUGAAGAAACUGUUCUAUUUAACGGAGAUUUUUUGA